Messenger RNA from Leishmania braziliensis MHOM/BR/75/M2904, 1728 nucleotides. RefSeq names its product RNA editing complex protein MP67. The record is from RefSeq and is a predicted model, not a curated record. Gene Ontology annotation, molecular function: ribonuclease III activity. NCBI's taxonomy places the organism in Eukaryota, Euglenozoa, Kinetoplastea, Trypanosomatida, Trypanosomatidae. Bases 1 to 1728 code for a protein of 575 amino acids. The transcript has a single exon. Gene Ontology annotation, biological process: RNA processing.
AUGGUGCAAGAGUGGUGGGUGAACGCUGCCCAGGAGGCAGUCAUCUCCCGAAAAGCCAUCAUGCGAGCAGAGCGCAUUGUUACGGAGGCCGACGAUCCGCGCUCCAACAAACGGCCCUUCUAUGACAGUGAUACCAGACGCUGCCUCGUGUGUGACACCCGUCUGGAGGGCAGCUACAGCACGCAUAGCCACACUGUUGACCACAUACCACGCGUUGCGCUGCUGAAACGCACAAUCAGUAUGAUUCUCACAUUUCUCGAGCAGGCCUCGUCCUCACCGUCGACGCCGCCGCAGGCCUUGCCGGAGAAGGCUGGUUCACUGGCUGGCAGUAAACGCUUGCUGAAGUCGGCGUUGCCUCACACAGCAACGGCCACCGCCCCUGCCCCUUCUUGCUUCCACACCCUGUAUGCCGAGUCACCGCUCUUUGGCGAGGAUGGCGUGCCUAGCCGCGGUCUCCUCUACCACCGCCCGCACACGCUGCGCGAGUUCGACCUGGUAGACGUAAUCAUGCGACGUUGGUGGAACACCCUGCAUAAUCCACCACCUAAGCGGGGUAGUCUUUCGUUUGACCGGCUCCUUUCGCUGUCCUCGACGGAGCUGCAGAUGCGACGAUGGCGCGUGCGCUAUCUACUCUACUUUCUCAAGUCCCGCGGUGUUCUGCGCGUUUCUAUGUCAGUGAGAGGCGACGAUAUGAGUGCGGUGGCGCCUUCCAGCGAGCGGAUCCACCGUGGAGAAGCCUUUGAGCGUCUCGAGAUGGUUGGCGACUCUUUCUUCAAGAGUCUCACCCCCGACCGUAUGCACGCCGUCUUCCCAGCUGAUGAGGGUGGACUCACGACUGGUCUCCAGUAUUUUGAGCGGACGUUGGAUUCGAAUCAUGGUCUGCUGGCCAUCUACGACUACCUUGGGCUGGACGACAUAAUCGGCUGCUAUCUAGCCAACAACAAGGCAAAGGCCGACGUUGUAGAGGCAAUUAUUGGUGAACUGAAGGUCCUAUUGUGGUCGGCCGAUGUGGUGUGGGGCAUGGAGUACUACGCCGUACCUGGGGAGCGCGCUACGCUGGUGUACCUCCGAGCACUGGUGGCACACACCAUCGCCGAGCUGGGGCACACGGUGCUGAUGUGGCAGUUGGAGAGCACACUGCGCAAUUGUCGAGAGUUUAUUCUCAAGCAUACUGUUGAGGGGUAUUUGACCGCCAACGGGGCGAGAGAGCAUCGAGCUAAGGGCGAAGAGAGCGAAUUCGAAUUCGUUGCGGAUCUUCCCAAAUACGCACCGCUGCCGCCGUUGCUCGCGUGGGAGCGACAACGCCCGGGCGCGUCAGUGCCGAAGGGUGAGGUGCAGUACGCCACUAAGCAGUUGCUAGCCAGAGCACCACCUUCUCCCCAGGAUCCGCUUCGCAGACUCGCCCCGACCGCGAGCUGCAUCCCAGAAGGUAUUCGGAAGCACUACGCCGUAGGGCAGAAAAAAUGGAACCCAAAUAUGUGUGCCGCAGCCGUUGAAGCCCUCUGUGACUCCCUCACACUAUCUGCACUGCCACGCAACAGCGGCCGCACCGCGGACGCUCUAUCGUCUGACCCCCAGUCGGGAUCGUUGCCCCUUUAUCCAGAAGCGCAGCCGUCCAAGACCCCGCCGGCGUCCAGGGACGUACGUCGCCAUGUACUGCCAGCUCUGGUGACUGCGAAUUGCAUAGUAAUUUGUACUACCAACCUGCCUCUUGCUACUACCAUGUAG